GAGGAGGGUUAAGAACAGGGGGAAAAAAUGGAGGGAAAGAGGAGAGGUUACGAAUGGAGUCACAGAGAGAGUGGAUUUCUCACGAAAAUCAAAGAAUUCACUCGAGUUUUGCUCACAGACCUCACUAAUGGACGCUCACCACUCAUUCUCAUCGAUCGCUUCAGAAGCUACUGCGCCGUUCCCAACGCCAACUGCUUUUGUGCCUCAGAUUUGCCGUACGGAAAGGAAGCUCUCACACUCCGCACGAAAUCCCGCGCGCACAGACUAGUUGUCAUGUUGAGGGUGAUGCUGAUUGUUCAGAAACUUUUGCAAGAGAACAAGCAUAGCUCCAAGAGAGACAUUUAUUACACGUAUCCUUCUUUAUUUUUGGAUCAGUCAGUGGUGGACCAAGCAAUUAAUGAUAUAUGUAUUCUAAUGCAGUGCAGUCGCCAUAACCUUAAUGUGGUUUCCGCAGGGAAUGGGUUAACUAUGGGCUGGAUAAGGUUCUCUGAAGGAGAGAGGAAAUUUGACUGCAUUAGUUCUCCCAACAGUGUCCACCCCGUCCCCGUUCAUGUUGAGGAAGUUAAAGAUAUCAUUAGUGUUGCACAAUACAUAUUAGUUGUGGAGAAAGAAUCAGUUUUCCAAAGACUGGCAAACGACCAAUUCUGCAAUGUAAAUCACUGUAUUGUCAUCACUGUAAGCAAUCUUCUGAAGACACUAGUUUCUUUUGGAACAAUAUUUCUUUGUUUGAAUUCUAUCUUUAUACAGGGAAGAGGCUACCCAGAUAUUCCUACAAGAAGGUUUUUGCGGCUUCUGGUAGAGAAUUUGCGCCUGCCUGUUUAUUGCUUGGUAGAUUGUGAUCCCUAUGGCUUUGACAUUCUAACCACUUACAGAUUUGGUUCGAUGCAAAUGGCUUAUGACACGAAACAUCUUCGCGUCCCAGAGAUACGCUGGCUUGGAGCUUUUCCUUCAGAUUCCGAGAGAUAUUUUGUUCCAAAGCAGUGUAUCCUUCCUUUGACUGCUGAGGACAAAAGAAAAGUUGAAGCCAUGUUACUUAGAUGCUACCUUCAAAGGGAGGUACCACAAUGGAGGUUGGAGCUAAAGCUGAUGCUCCAAAAGGGAGUAAAGUUUGAGAUUGAAGCCUUAUCUGCGCACGCACUUUCAUUCUUGUCUGAUUCUUACAUCCCAUCUAAAAUUGAUCAUAAAUUGAUUAUGUAGCAUGUUGUUCUUUCAUGUGUCAAGUUCUAUACUAGCAACUGGAUGAGGGCAUGAUCAGUACAUGCAUUUAUUACAUUUUCUGGAAGAUUAAGGCUCCCUAAACGAUUUAUUGCAGAAAUAUUUAGAAUUGGUUCGAAAUUUUCUUUCGAGAAAGUUUCUAGAACUGUGAACACAGAAUGUUUCUAGAA
Vigna umbellata (rice bean) is the source of this 1385-nucleotide messenger RNA. The record is from RefSeq and is a predicted model, not a curated record. Lineage: Eukaryota; Viridiplantae; Streptophyta; Magnoliopsida; Fabales; Fabaceae.